Messenger RNA from Caenorhabditis remanei, 1500 nucleotides. RefSeq lists its product as uncharacterized. The transcript is spliced from 5 exons. Lineage: Eukaryota; Metazoa; Nematoda; Chromadorea; Rhabditida; Rhabditidae. The record is from RefSeq and is a predicted model, not a curated record. Gene Ontology annotation, biological process: embryo development. The coding region runs from base 1 to 1500 and encodes 499 amino acids.
AUGCAACUGCGCUCUACUGUGAUUUACAAUGUAUGGGUUGCGUUAAAGCUAUUCUUUGGCACCGAAGAGAUAAGAAUGACAGUAAAAUUUGAAAACUUAAAACCAGAAAAUGAAUCAAAGGAAAAGAAUGCCCGAUGGAGAUUACUCUAUGUUGAUGACAUGAUGAACACCGGAGAGUUUAGCAUUACUCACGAGUUCAGUUAUCUGACGGGUAAUGAUUAUUAUAUCGAUGUUUACAACUCAAAAAAGGAUAGGACAACUUCAACGUAUCGCAUUUCAAUUCGUCACUUUCGGGCGGAAUUUCUGAAAUGGAUUGAUAAUGUCAUUGUGAUGUUCAAUGCCACUUUGAAUGCACUCGCUUUUGAUAAUAUCUGUCACCCAAAAGUAAUGAAAUGGAUAGAAGAACGAAAGCCAUCGCUCGAUAAACUGGCUGUCGAUUGCAGUUUUCCUUCUGUAACAAUUCGAAAUAUUUUGAAUUAUUGUCAUCCGAAGAACGAAUUUUACACCAGAUGUGAGGUAUUUGAGCCGAGUGGUUGGACACCUUCAUCGGAAACUACUAAAAGCACUCAUGUAACAAACUCUCUGGACUUUAAUGAUUUAUUGAAACUGGGCGUCCCAAUUAUCAAUUCACAAUGCACCGAAUUCACUGACAAUGUGCUCAAUGAUUUCCUGAAAAACUGGACAACAUCUAUGAGAAAACUAGAAUAUCUAUCGGUGGUUCGGACCCCCAACAAUCCAGAAAUUAAUGAAGAUACAGUAAUCGAAGGAUUGGAUGUGACAAGAAUGGAACAAACUGUACGAUUCGAGAGAGGAGGAAGAACGUUUUCUUUCACUGGUUACAGUAUUCUAAAUGGUAGAGGACAGAAGGCGGUGUUUGGAAUCGAUCGAGGAUUCUUGCCAAUGUUGAAGAACAUAAAUUACAGUUUGAUCAGAUUGAACUAUGCUAUCGAUCCGGCUAUUCUAGAAGAAUACCUAUUUCUUUCACCAAAUCAAGAGACUAUUCAAUUCGAUAUAAACUUGAAAUCUGAACUGGAACAGAAUUCAAAAAUCUAUGAAACUGAGCAUUUGCGUGUCGCCAGUCUCGGUCAACCGACUGAUCAUUUCUUACUCAAUUUCAGUGGUCGAUCUCUAUUUCUAGAGAAUACGAAUGUCCAAAAGGAGACAAUAAUCGAAUGUCUGAGAGCGUGGAAUUCUGAUAUGAGAUAUCAAAAUUUAAACUUUUUGUCGAUUGAACUAUACGAUGUGUUUACUGAUGUUCGCCAAAUUAUGAAUCAAUUCAAUGUGAAGGAAAUUGAGAAAGAACGAAAUCCUCCGGUUUUUAUGAUACCAAGAAGAUCAUUUUUCCUGUCGGGCACUUAUUCUGUAGAAUUGGCCAGUAGACGUUAUGUGGUGAACGAAUCAAAUGGCCACGUAGCAACCUUUUCAAUGUCAAACAAAAUUUUCGCUUUCGCAGUUUGGAGAAUGACAGAAAAGGAAUUUCUUGACAAAGUUUCAAGUUAG